Molecule: messenger RNA, 1770 nt
Organism: Sander lucioperca (pikeperch)
Lineage: Eukaryota; Metazoa; Chordata; Actinopteri; Perciformes; Percidae
Product: olfactory receptor class A-like protein 4
Exons: 2
Coding region: 168-1280 (370 amino acids)
Biological process (GO): G protein-coupled receptor signaling pathway
Cellular component (GO): membrane
Molecular function (GO): G protein-coupled receptor activity
Source: RefSeq, a predicted model, not a curated record
AAAGAUGAAACCUUCUGUGUGACAAAUCUAUUUGUUUAUCUGUGUGCAUAUAUAAAAUGCCAUGAGGAGCAUCAGCAGCGGUAGUGGUGCACGUGAAGCCCUGAUGUUUACACACAUGCUUGUCAACAAGAAGAAGCUAACUAUGUCGCCAUGCAAAGGGUGAUGCUAUGUCAGAGGUCCUCACUUUAGAUGCUAUUUUGUUUGGGCUCUUGGUCUUUUCUGGCAUCCUGGGAAACAUCCUGGUCAUCCAUGUGGUGUUUCAGUCAGCUGUUGAGACUCCGUCUCAGAGACUCCCUCCCUCUGACACAAUUUUGGUGCACCUGUCUCUGGCCAACCUGCUGACCUCUAUUUUCCGCACAGUACCUAUCUUUGUGUCAGACCUGGGCUUGGAUGUGUCUCUGUCUCCAGGCUGGUGCCGAAUCUUCAUGCUGCUGUGGGUGUGGUGGCGAGGCGUGAGCUGUUGGGUGACUCUAACACUUAGCGUCUUCCACUACACCACCCUGAGGAGACAGCACAUGGCCUUUGGACCUCUCACACAGCAGAGGGAGAGGCGGCGGGUCUGGAUCAUUCUGGGGCUUGUGUGGGGGGCAAACCUGGCCUUCUCAAUACCAGCUCUGGUAUAUAGCACUCAGGUUCAGGGCAACAUCACUGUGGAGCUGAUGGUGAUCAGCUGCGCCACUAGGCCUCUACUGGGCUGCGUCUGGGAGUUCCCCUCCAACCAACAGGGCUCAGCCUUCGCCUCCUCUUCGCUUGCAAUUAAUGAGGUGUUGCCACUGGUGCUGAUGGUUUGCACCAAUUUAGCCACACUUCAUGCUCUGGCAAAACACAUCCGAGCUGUUACCUCAGGGGCAGAGUCAGGAGGAAUCCAUGGGGAGCUGGACAAACAUGUGUCCACUGAACGCAAAGCAGUUCAUGUAAUCAUGACGCUGGUGUUGCUCUUCGUGAUCUGCUGGGCGUUACAGGUUGCUGCAGUGACAUACUACAACUAUGAUAGGGGACAACACGCUAAAGGGUUACUAGCUGUGGCUCAAUUCUCUGCUUCGCUGUUUGUAGGAUUCAGUCCCAUGGUGGUGGCCCUGGGACAUGGCAAGCUAAGGAGGAGAAUCAUGAGUAUGAUCCUGAUGCGGUUUAAAGUUCUUAAAUGUCACAGGGAAGACACUGAAGAAGUGGGUAAAUCCCCAAAGACUAAAAGAAAGAAAGGGAAACUAACUGUUUUUAGUGUUCAAAAAGAGAGGAAUAAGGUCAUAAAAGUGAAGGACAAAGUUAAGGCAAACAAAUGAUGGAAAGUGUGACUGCAUUGAUACUAAAGUACUGAAAAAAUACUAAAAUGUAUACCCAAAUUAGCACGGAUGUAUCAUUCAUUUGAAUCCAGAGGCACCAUACUGCAUGUUUCCUCUGGACAGAACUGUUUAUUUAUGCUUAUUUUGAGAUAUGUCAAGCUAUUUAAUGCAAGUCAAACUGAAACACAGUAUGUUAUAAUUCAGAAAUAAUUACAGUGCAAUCAAGCAGGUGAUUUGAUUUUGUUUUAUUGUUGAAACAAUUUCAUCCAAUCCAAUGUAUCAUUGAUUCUUUGUUGUUUCUUUUGAACUGAGAAGAUCCUAUUCUAAUCCUUUGAGUUUAAGCUAGCAUCACAUCCAAUGUAUCACUAGGCUUUAGGAGCCUACAAAAAAAACUUUCCAAGUGAACGCUUCCAAAUAAAAUGUAGCGCUAAAUGAAGUGCUUUUGGUAGAUUUUUUUAAAUUUUUUUUAUUUUGACCAUUUGUUUAGACU